This is a messenger RNA of Trematosphaeria pertusa, 1103 nucleotides long. RefSeq names its product NmrA-like family protein. The record is from RefSeq and is a predicted model, not a curated record. The transcript is spliced from 3 exons. Bases 30 to 971 code for a protein of 313 amino acids. NCBI's taxonomy places the organism in Eukaryota, Fungi, Ascomycota, Dothideomycetes, Pleosporales, Trematosphaeriaceae.
UGUAAAACGUAAUUCUCAUCAUCCUCAUCAUGGUCAACGUAGCAAUUGCAGGCGGCAGAGGUGCCGUCGGGCGCACAUUCGUCGAGGUCAUGGCCUCACAGACAAAGCACAAAGCAAUUGUUCUAACUCGAAAGGAGCCCACGCAAGAUGAUAAGGCUCUCGCCCCAGCAUUUCAAGUCGACUACGGCAACGUUGACCUCCUUACGGCAUUCCUUGAGGAGCACAACAUCUAUACGGUCAUCAGCACCUUCGGCAUCAAUGCAACCUCCUUAGCAACCUCCCAGCUCAACCUCAUCAAGGCCGCCGAUGCAUCUAAGGCCACGAAACGUUUCAUCCCAAGCUCCUUCGCCAUCGCCUAUCCCGAAGACGGUGUCGCCAUCCUCCCCCCGUUGGAGCACUACUUCACCUGUCUCAAGGCCCUCCAGGCUACCUCGCUCGAGUGGGCACCCGUCUUCAACGGCAUCUUCCUCGAGUACUUCGCCCCGCCAGCCCUCAAGUCGUACCACCCGCACACCGUGCUCGUGCUCGACAUGGAGCACAAUGCCGCGGGCAUCCCGGGCGACGGCAACGUGCCCGUGACAUUCACCUACACCUUCGACGUCGCGCGCUUCGUCGUCGCCGCCCUCGACCUGGACAAGUGGCCGCGCGAGCUGCGCAUCGUCGGCGACGAGUUGACGCUCAACGAACUGCUGGCGCUCGCCGAGGAGGCCAAGGGCGCCAAGUUCGACGUCACCUACGACCCGGUGGAGAAGCUCGAGACGUCCCAGAUCACGGAACUGCCGGGCCACCAGGCCGCCUACGCAAAAUUCCCGAAGGAUCGCCUGCAGUGGUUCCUGGCCAUCUUUGAGAUGUGGAUGGCAAAGGGCCAGGCGAGAGUGCCGAGGGAAGGCAGCCUGAAUGAGAUGUUCCCGGAGAUCAAGCCGCUGACGGCGAAGGAGAUGAUGCGAAAGUACUGGAAGGGGAGCAAAUAAAUUAAGACCUUACACCUCCCAUCAUAGGCCAGCAAGCAAGUUCCAUGAGACAGCCGACAAGCGAGGCUUCGGUCCGUCCAUCUACCCAAGUUGACCGAGACAGGCGAGCAACCGGCUAGGUUUGGCGAAAAC